AGAAGCAACUUUGACCGAGCUUCUGCGUUAUCGACGUCAUUAACUACCGACUUAUUAACUACCGAUGAUGUACUGAGCAUCACGAGUGGUGUGUCACGAGUCCUGCAAGAUGACGUUGUAAAGGCACACGGUGACCUCGGGUCUGCUCGGGCCUGUGUGUCAUAUCGUUCCGCACCAAUCGUGUUUGCUUGCUGACAAUUGCUGGUACCAACACUCGCGCAUUCACGUCAUACGGUAGAUGAUCAACAAGCACAAACCAAAAAAAAAAAGGGAUAACAAAAAACCAGUCGCGGCGUAAAGUGAUUAACAAGGGUUUGUGAUGAUCUUGAAAAAAGGUGAGGCUUGAGUGUCGAGGAUGGAUCACACGAGGCAAGUACUGGCCGCGUUGCUCAUCCUAUCGGUGCUGCACAGCACAACGUCGACGUAUUUCGGGAAUGCAUUUACACAGCAGGCCGACGAGCCUUCCAAAAUCAGUUGGCUCUUCUCCGACGGGUCUCUGCGAGGUAGAAGAAUUCAGAGAGCUGUACCAUACGAUUAUAAAAGGGAGCUUGAGAAUGAUGGUUUGCCAAAGAUCAUCAAUGGCCAGUGCCGUGAUAAGUUGAACCGCCUUUGCGGGGAUAUAGACAGAAAUAACGAUGAACUCAUGCUACUCGAGUGUAUUCAGACUUUUAAGCCUACUGAGAUUUCUGGGAUCAAUCAGAAGUGUCAAGAGGCAAUCUGGGAUUAUAUCCAGAACAUUACAGAUAAUCAAAAUAUAGAGAGGCUAGCCAGAAAGGCAUGUGGGGUACAGUUGGAUACCAUACAAUGCUCCAGUUCAGAUAAGACCCAUGGAGCAUACCUGUCUUGCUUGAUUGACAACCGAGAGAGGGUCAGAGAUCCUGACUGCAUCACUUAUAUUCAGAGAUUAGAAUGGAUUGCCUUCAGUGAUUUCAGAAUCUUGACUCCCUUCAAGACGGACUGUGCAAAGGACAUCAGGACAUUCAAAUGCGACAGUCUACAGCCAUAUAGAGAUAUAUCGCAGGGUCAGAUAUUAGCAUGCUUGCAGGAACAUGUCGAGCAACUACAGCAUGAAUGUAGGCGACAUAUUCUCCAUGUAUCCGAGAUUCAAGCUGAGAAUAUCAAGUUAGAUCGUCAGUUAUACAUGGCUUGCACUCACGAUCGCAUUAAGUUCUGUCCUAACAUUCGACCAGGCAGUGGUCAAGUCUACAAAUGUUUGAUGAAAUACAAAACUGAUAGAUCAAUGACCGCGCAAUGCCAAGAACAGUUGACGAGACGAGAGAAACUCAUUGCUUCUGAUUACAAAAUUAGCAAAGGUUUGGUUAAAGCCUGCAAGGAAGACAUCAGAAAUAAUCACUGCCGGCGAUCUGUGUCCGAGGAUAAAGAAAUCAAAUUAGCGCAAAUUUUGCUUUGUCUGGAAUCGGCCAUGAAGAACGGCAGCAAAAUCGACGGAAAUUGUCAGGCGGAAAUGUUUGAUCACAGGAAACUGCUAAUGGAAGAUUAUAGAUUAUCACCAGAGAUUGUGCACAAAUGUGCCAAUGAUAUUACGACUUUUUGCAACAGUCUCGAGGUUGGUGGUGCUACAAUACACUGUCUGAUGGAGCAUACAAGGACGAGGAAGAGAAAAUCGAGAGUUACCGCGGAAUGUCAAAGAGCGUUGGAAGAAUUAAUUAUGGAAACCGAUGCUGGCGAAGAUUGGAGAAUUGAUCCUGUCCUAAGAGAACAAUGUCAACCUGUGGUCAAUUUAGCUUGUAGAGACGUGCACGGCGGAGAUGCCAGAGUAAUUUCCUGUUUGAUGGAACAACUAGGAACAGAGAGGAUGCUGAAGCCUAGCGAAACGGCUUUAGUACAAAUACAAUAUUUCGUCGCCAGGGAUUUCAAACUUGAUCCGCAAUUAUACAGAGCAUGCAAAUUUGAUGCCGUGCGUUUGUGUCAUGCGAGAAAUGCAUGGGCUAGCAACGGGAAACAGAUGGAUCCCGAGACUGGACCUCUGGUCUUACCAUGCUUGUAUCGACAUGUGUAUCAGAAAAAUAUGACAUUGAAAGCGGAUUGCUUGGAAGAGAUUAGGAGAGUCAUGAGGCAACGUGCUGUAAAUGUCGACUUACAACCCGAGAUAGAAGAAGUGUGUUUUAAUGAAUUGGCCUCUUUUUGUUAUGACAAAACUGCGAAGGGAGAAGAGAUUUUAUGCUUACAAGAUAAUUUAGAGAAUUUGAAAGAAAAAUGCAAGUUCGCAGUCGGAAAUUUCACUGAGGAACAAGCUGAACGUGUUGAAUUGAAUCCCAUAAUUUCUUCUGCGUGUCAACAUAUUAUGGAACGUCACUGUGAAGAGGUAUUAAAAUAUGGAAAAGAUGAAGGAGAUAUGAUGGAAUGCCUCAUUGAACACAAGAACGAGCUGGAUUCACGUACCGAUUAUAAAUGUAAAGCGGCUGUAGAACAUUUCCAAUUGAUAUCUUUGAAGAAUUAUCAUUUUACGUAUAAAUUUAAAGAAGCGUGCAGGCCUUAUGUCAAAAGAUGGUGCCCUAAAUCAAAGACAAAAGCUGAUGUAAUAGAGUGCUUAAGUUCAAUCGUGCAGGAGGACAUAAUGAAGGAAUCGCAACAUCGCGUGCUGAAGGAGUGCAGGCAACAGCUGCGAGCGCAACUUUAUCAACAGCGAGAGAACAUUCAUUUCGAUCCUGUUCUACAAGCGACCUGCUCAGCAGACAUUAAACAAUUUUGCUUUAACGUAGAACCAGGCAAUUCACAGGUACUCGAGUGCUUGGCAUCGCAUAAAGUUAAACUAUCGGACAUGUGUCAUAAGCAGCUGUUCAAGGUAAGGAAGCAAGAGUUUCAAGAUAGCUCCAGCGAUGUUCCUCUGUUAAAUAUCUGUCGUGCUAUGAUCAAACAAUACUGCCACGAUGUGAGCAAAUCGCAAACUUUGGAUUGUCUCAAGAGAUAUAAAGACGAAGUCACUUUUGAUGAUAAAUGCAAAAAUAUUGUGGUUCGAAGAAUGAUCGAACAGAAUACGGAUUACAGGUUUAAUACUGCACUGCAAAGUGCAUGUGGCUAUGAUAUCGACAAGCAUUGUAAAGAGGUUUUGAUACACGAGCGCACUGACAAAGAACUUGAAGGGAAAGUAAUCAGAUGUUUGAAGAUUAGAUUUCGAGAAUCAAAACUGACGACUAAAUGCGAACACCAAAUGGCUAACAUCCUCAGAGAAGCUGCGUUAAAUUAUCAUUUAAAUCCAUUAUUAGCGACAAUGUGCGCGCACGAGAUUGAAACUAUAUGCCGGUCGGAUGAAAACGAGCCUGGUGCUGUCGAAGAGUGUCUUAAGAGAAAAUUCAAUGCCGGCAAUCGAGAUAUGAGAGAAGAAUGUCGUAUGGAAGUUGCAGAUCUUAUAGAACAAACCAAAGCUGAUAUUAACGUAGAUCCCUUAUUGCAGAAAGCUUGUGCCGUGGAUGUUAGCAAAUACUGCAGUGCCGUAUCUCAAGGCGCGGGAAGACAUAUAAUGUGCUUGCAAAAUGCCUUGGAAGAUAGCAAUAAAUCUUUGCAGCCUGAUUGCUACAAGAUGUUAACUACGAGGAUGGAGAUGUUUAAAAAUGCUGCCAAGUUGAUCGCACCAAACUCAUUCGAAGAAUUAUACUCGACAGUAAAUCGUUCUCCGGCGCGACGUUAUUUCAUGAUCGUCGCUUUUACCAUGAUCGGAGUGAUCUUUAUCGUCGGCAUGUUCUGCGGCCGAGUGACGAGGCGGACGAUGAUGAUGAAGAACAAGUGACGCAGUCGGGGUCCGUCCACUAGUGAAAUGACUUUCGUGAGAUUAGUCGAAGGAUUGUAAUAAACUAUGAACACGUGCGCGUCGAUGGUGUGGUCAAUGACGCAAAGUGUAAGUUCACGA
Pogonomyrmex barbatus (red harvester ant) is the source of this 3868-nucleotide messenger RNA. RefSeq names its product Golgi apparatus protein 1 (gene Glg1). The record is from RefSeq and is a predicted model, not a curated record. Gene Ontology annotation, cellular component: Golgi membrane. Lineage: Eukaryota; Metazoa; Arthropoda; Insecta; Hymenoptera; Formicidae. Gene Ontology annotation, molecular function: fibroblast growth factor binding.